AUGUACAUCUUUGCGGAUUCCAGGACGCUCCUGCUGCUUGCAGCGACGCAAGUCCUUCUACUAGCCUUCGUCAACUGCCAGGAAGAGGAUGACCAUGAGGAAACGGGUGGGUGCGUGCAGGACGGACAGCGCUAUAGCGAUAAGGACGUGUGGAAGCCGCAGCCGUGUCAGAUCUGCGUGUGCGACAGCGGCUCCGUUCUGUGUGACGAGGUCAUCUGCGAGGAGCAGCGUGACUGCCCCAACCCGGAGAUCCCAUUCGGAGAGUGCUGCCCCAUCUGCCCCCUGUCCCGGCAGCCCACAACACAGGGUCCUCAGGGACAGAAAGGAGAGCCAGGAGACAUCACUGACGUUGUGGGCCCCAGAGGACCAGCAGGCCCUAUGGGUCCUUCAGGUGAACAGGGAGUCCGUGGAGACAGAGGUGACAAGGGGGAGAAGGGAAGUCUUGGCCCCCGAGGACGAGAUGGAGAGCCUGGUACCCCUGGAAACCCCGGCCCCCCCGGCCCCCCCGGACCCAACGGACCCCCCGGACUCGGAGGAAACUUUGCAGCUCAGAUGUCGGGUGGGUUUGAUGAGAAGGCUGGAGGAGCGCAGAUGGGUGUGAUGCAGGGACCCAUGGGCCCUAUGGGACCCCGUGGUCCUCCAGGACCAAGUGGCGCUCCUGGCCCCCAAGGUUUCCAAGGCAACCCCGGCGAGUCUGGAGAACCCGGCGGAGCAGGCCCCAUCGGCCCCCGUGGCCCCCCAGGACCCUCCGGCAAAGCAGGAGAAGAUGGUGAAGCUGGAAAGCCAGGCAAAAGUGGAGAGCGUGGAGCACCUGGGCCUCAGGGCGCUCGCGGGUUCCCUGGGACGCCGGGACUUCCUGGGAUCAAGGGACACAGGGGAUACCCAGGUGUGGAUGGAACGAAGGGCGAAGCAGGAGCUGCAGGAGCCAAGGGUGAAGGAGGUUCUCCCGGAGAGAACGGUGCCCCUGGACCAAUGGGCCCACGAGGUCUGCCUGGUGAGAGAGGUCGUACAGGAGCCUCCGGAGCUGCUGGUGCUCGUGGAAACGAUGGUUUGGCUGGCCCUGCUGGUCCUCCCGGGCCUGUUGGACCUGCUGGGGCUCCCGGAUUCCCAGGCUCUCCAGGUGCUAAGGGAGAGGCCGGGCCCACAGGAGCUCGUGGACCUGAAGGAGCACAAGGACCCAGAGGAGAGUCAGGCACCCCUGGUUCUCCAGGCCCGGCUGGUGCUGGGGGUAACCCUGGUACUGAUGGCAUCCCUGGAGCUAAAGGAUCUGCUGGCGCUGCGGGUAUUGCAGGCGCACCUGGUUUCCCUGGCCCCCGGGGGCCACCCGGACCUCAGGGAGCCACAGGCCCUCUGGGGCCCAAGGGACAGUCGGGUGACCCCGGUAUCACAGGGUUCAAAGGUGAAGCUGGACCCAAAGGAGAGAUUGGUGCUGCAGGACCCCUGGGAGCCCCAGGCCCCGCUGGAGAGGAGGGGAAGAGAGGGGCCCGAGGAGAGCCGGGUGCUGCAGGGCCCAACGGACCUCCAGGGGAGAGGGGUGCUCCGGGUAACCGCGGGUUCCCUGGUCAGGAUGGGCUGGCUGGCGCCAAGGGAGCCCCAGGGGAGCGCGGGGUCCCAGGUCUUGGAGGACCUAAGGGAGCCAACGGUGACCCAGGUCGUACUGGGGAAUCUGGCCUGCCGGGUGCUAGGGGUCUGACUGGCCGGCCCGGUGACGCUGGUCCUCAAGGCAAAGUUGGCCCUACUGGCGCUGCUGGCGAGGACGGCAGGCCUGGACCUCCUGGUCCCCAGGGAGCCCGCGGCCAGCCUGGAGUCAUGGGAUUCCCAGGCCCGAAGGGAGCUAAUGGAGAGGCUGGUAAGGCUGGAGAGAAGGGACUUGUGGGAGCACCAGGCCUGAGGGGUCUGUCUGGUAAGGACGGAGAAACUGGAGCAGCUGGACCUCCUGGCCCUGCUGGACCUGCUGGAGAGAGAGGAGAGCAGGGUCAGCCCGGCCCAUCUGGAUUCCAGGGUCUACCUGGACCCCCAGGCUCCCCAGGAGAAGGAGGAAAGCCUGGUGACCAGGGAGUCCCAGGAGAAGGUGGUGCUGCUGGUGCUGUUGGACCCAGAGGCGAGCGCGGUUUCCCAGGAGAGAGAGGUGGUGCAGGGGCUCAAGGUCUCCAGGGGCCACGUGGCCUUCCUGGGACUCCAGGAACCGACGGGCCCAAGGGUGCCAUCGGGCCAGGGGGCAGUCCUGGAGCUCAGGGACCUCCCGGUCUGCAGGGCAUGCCUGGGGAGAGGGGAGCCUCUGGGAUCUCAGGGCCCAAGGGCGACAGAGGUGACAACGGCGAGAAAGGACCUGAGGGAGCUCCGGGCAAGGACGGCGGAAGAGGUUUGACUGGUCCCAUUGGUCCACCAGGUCCAGGGGGGCCAAAUGGUCAGAAGGGAGAGUCUGGAGCUGCAGGUCCUUCUGGUGCUGCUGGUGCACGUGGAGCUCCUGGUGAUCGCGGAGAGAACGGACCCCCCGGCCCUGCUGGGUUCGCCGGCCCCCCUGGUGCUGACGGCCAGCCUGGAGCCAAGGGGGAGCUGGGAGAGGGCGGACAGAAAGGUGACGCUGGUGCCCCUGGCCCCCAGGGACCCUCUGGGGCCCCCGGACCACAGGGACCCACCGGAGUUUUUGGACCCAAAGGCGCACGUGGUGCUCAAGGCGCUCCCGGUGCCACUGGGUUCCCAGGUGCUGCAGGACGAGUCGGACCUCCUGGCCCCAACGGUAACCCAGGUGCAGCGGGCCCUGCUGGUCCUGCAGGUAAAGACGGCCCUAAAGGUGUGCGUGGAGACUCUGGUCCAACUGGUCGCCAGGGAGACUCUGGACUGCGAGGGCCUUCUGGAGCCCCAGGGGAGAAGGGAGAGGCCGGCGAGGAUGGUCCCCCUGGUGCGGACGGGCCCUCUGGGCCUCAAGGAUUGGCUGGGAUGCGUGGUAUCGUGGGUCUGCCAGGACAGCGUGGGGAGAGGGGCUUCCCUGGCCUUCCAGGACCUUCUGGUGAACCAGGCAAACAAGGAGCUUCUGGCUCAGCUGGUGACCGCGGCCCCCCAGGCCCUGUGGGACCCCCCGGUCUGACUGGACCUUCCGGGGAACCUGGCAGAGAGGGUACCGCUGGAUCUGACGGACCCCCCGGGAGAGAUGGAGCGACUGGAAUCAAGGGUGACCGUGGCAACACAGGUCCCGCCGGGGCUCCUGGAGCUCCCGGGGCCCCUGGGAGCCCAGGACCCGUCGGCCCCACCGGCAAGCAGGGAGACCGAGGAGAGGCAGGCGCUCAAGGACCUGCAGGGCCUUCAGGUCCAGCAGGAGCCAGAGGAAUGGCUGGACCCCAAGGCCCACGCGGAGAUAAGGGUGAGGCAGGCGAGACGGGCGAGAGAGGACAGAAGGGCCACCGUGGUUUCACCGGCCUGCAGGGUCUGCCUGGACCUCCCGGUUCCCCAGGUGACCAGGGUGCUGCUGGACCUGCUGGCCCAAGUGGAGCCAAGGGCCCCCCUGGCCCAGUUGGCCCCGGUGGUAAGGAUGGUUCUAAUGGGAUCCCCGGGCCCCUCGGACCUCCUGGACCCCGCGGCCGCUCUGGAGAAACCGGACCUUCUGGUCCUCCCGGAAACCCCGGCCCCCCAGGCCCGCCCGGCCCCCCAGGACCCGGCAUCGACAUGUCGGCCUUCGCAGGCCUGUCCCAGCCGGAGAAGGGCCCGGACCCCAUGCGCUACAUGAGGGCCGACCAGGCCGCCGGGGGCCUCCGGCAGCACGACGCCGAGGUGGACGCCACACUCAAGUCCCUCAACAACCAGAUCGAGAACAUCCGCAGCCCCGAGGGGUCCCGCAAGAACCCCGCCCGCACCUGCAGGGACCUCAAACUCUGCCACCCGGACUGGAAGAGCGGCGAGUACUGGAUCGACCCGAACCAGGGCUGCACGAUCGACGCCAUCAAGGUCUUCUGCAACAUGGAGACGGGCGAGACCUGCGUCCACCCCAUGCCCACCAGCAUCCCGCGCAAGAACUGGUGGUCCAGCAAGGGCAAGGAGCGCAAGCACAUCUAUUUCGGACAGACUAUGAACGGAGGGUUCCACUUCAGCUAUGGGGAUGACAGCUUGGCUCCCAACACGGCCAGCAUCCAGAUGACCUUCCUGAGGCUGCUGUCGACAGAGGCGUCCCAGAACCUGACCUACCACUGCAAGAACAGCGUGGCCUACCUGGACCAGGCCAGCGGGAACCUGAAGAAGGCUCUGCUGCUGCAGGGAUCCAACGACGUGGAGCUCAGAGCCGAGGGCAACAGCCGAUUCACCUACAGCGUGCUGGAGGACGGCUGCUCGAAACACACAGGCCAGUGGGGGAAGGCGGUGAUUGAGUACAGGACGCAGAAGACGAGCCGCCUGCCCAUCGUGGACAUCGCCCCGCUGGACAUCGGGGGCGCGGAGCAGGAGUUUGGGGCGGACAUCGGCCCCGCCUGCUUCUUGUAA
Molecule: messenger RNA, 4470 nt
Organism: Conger conger (European conger)
Lineage: Eukaryota; Metazoa; Chordata; Actinopteri; Anguilliformes; Congridae
Product: collagen alpha-1(II) chain
Exons: 54
Coding region: 1-4470 (1489 amino acids)
Cellular component (GO): collagen type II trimer
Molecular function (GO): extracellular matrix structural constituent; protein binding
Source: RefSeq, a predicted model, not a curated record